AUGCAGCGCUUCAUAGCCUACCUCAGUCUCGAAGAAUGGCUCAAAUUUGUCAGCGUUUUUCCUUCGUGGAACUUCACCUUCCCUGACGUCAUUGUCCUCUCUGAGGACUGUUCAACCACUCUCAUGUGCUUGCUUGAAAGAAAACUCAAUUGCCAGAUUCGCACGCUCGAACUCAAGGGUCCGGGACCAACCUCUGCGGGUGGUGCCCUGGGCAUCCUGCAUAAAUGUCUUGCCCUCGAGGGGCAGGCCUUUUCCUGCCUAGUUCACCUAGAUCUGAGCGCACAGAUGCAACCAAUCGAUUAUUUUCUGCAACUUUUUCAUGGGCGAAUCAGUGCAUUUCCACUUUUGCGGUUCCUCUCUGCCCGACUCACUGAUCCUGACCGGUCCGAUCAGCUGAUUGAUGAGGUGACGGCUCCCCCCCUGUUGGAGGAAGUGAAACUGUUCCUGGUCAGUUACAUCAAUGAGGAGGAUCCCUUUCUACCACAACUCCUGCGUCUCCUGAGAAACAUUGCGGUUCUGACUGUCUGCGAGGGGAUGGUGGAUUGCGUACCCUGGUUGCAUUUUAUCGGGAGUCCCGAGCUACGGGACACCCUCUGCAGACUCCAGUAUCUCAGUGUUGACGCUGGAAGUGAGCUUCUGGAGGUGGUACACAAUAUGCCUUUUGUAGAACGCAAUGUUCGCUUCCCUGCUCUUCGAGAAGUCUACGUUCCCACGACUUGCACUUCUUACGACAGAGUUCUUUUGGAAAACGGGGUCAGUUUUGCGGAUGAGGCGCUUUUGAAUAAUGUAGCCUCGUCUUCAGAGAAUAACUUCCUUGAUUGGACCAAGGAGAAUGUUCAGAUAGGGCGAUGGACGUCCCUCGGACCAAGGGCUCAUGCACUCAUGCUCGAGUUACUUUUUUUCCCGGAUAAUCCCACACCUAUCAGUGAGGUUUCGUCGGCUCUGCUUUUCGUCAGGCAGUUUGGUCAUUUAGUUGAGAAGCUGGUCAUCACAGUGUGUCCUUCCUUAGUGCCUGAAAGCCUGACAGAGUACAUAUCCUUCCUUAACCGUUUUAAAGCUCUUUGUAAGACUCAUCUUCUUCGUAUUCUGACACUAACUAGCCCUAAACUGCGUUCUGUUGAAAUCCCCGCAGAGUUGGCGGAUCCCCGUAGUAUUGAUCCGGAGUUUGAAGCAGCACUGGUUAGGCAUCGAGCGCAGUUCUACUCAGUGAAGGCAUGCUUUAUUAAGUCACCUGUGGGCUUUACCUUCUGCAAUAGUGCAAUCUGGCACUCCUGUCAUUGCCUGAGGAACAUCCCCCACUCACAGCCCAUGAAGAACAUAUGCGGCCUGUUUCCCGGUCUCGAGGAUCUUAUCAUAACCUCGGACAGUCACCUUGAUCCGGAAGACCUCGGUGAAGUGCCUAAUUUCUGUCCAUUGUUACGUCGUCUAUUCCUGCAUAAAUGGCCCUACUCUCUGUAUCAGUAUUCACAGAUCAUCCAGGAAAUCCUCUCGACUUCGAAACUAGAAGUGUUAUGUCUCAUCGUUGAUCACUUUUGGUCGAGAAAUGAAUUUGACCAGAGAAUGGUCUACCUAAACUCACCCAGCCUCAAAUACCUCUAUGUGGACUGCAUCUUUGCGCCCUGCAUCUCAAGAAGGGAGGUCAGUCGCCUUUCACAGUGUCUUCCCAAGGCCAAAUGGAUCAUGGUUGCCAAUGAAGAGGCUGCAAAGUGCGUUGAGUUUCGACGGAACAGGACGGUGGAGACGGUCACGGAAAUGCGGUUGGGUGUCGGUCAACAGCGAAGAGAGCCCAGCUCCUUCUGCCCCGAACUAUAUGGUGUAAUCUGGCGGGAGGAGAGAAGAAUGAAGCAUCUCGUCGACCAUUGGUGCCAUGUCUGA
Molecule: messenger RNA, 1875 nt
Organism: Spirometra erinaceieuropaei
Lineage: Eukaryota; Metazoa; Platyhelminthes; Cestoda; Diphyllobothriidea; Diphyllobothriidae
Source: the annotation of a GenBank genome assembly